AAUAUGCGUUUCUUCGGACGCUACUUCCUGUUCCAAUGCGAUACUUGUUUGAACUGAUCCAUGGCUUGAUGCACUAAGUUGUAAAAUAGACUCCCUGUAACCAUAAACCCUCAAAGAAGACACUCUGCAAAUGUAACCAGAAUGAAUUAUAUGCCAGGAACUGCUAGUCUAAUCGAGGACAUCGAUAAAAAACACCUCGUCCUACUUCGUGACGGAAGGACGUUAAUAGGUAUUCUCAGAAGCAUAGACCAAUUUGCCAAUUUGGUGUUGCAUCAAACUGUGGAACGCAUUCAUGUUGGCAAGAAGUUUGGAGAUAUCCCCAGAGGGAUUUUUGUUGUCAGAGGAGAGAAUGUUGUUCUGCUGGGUGAAGUAGAUCUAGAUAAAGAGUGUGACCAGAUUCUCCAGCGUGUGUCCAUUGAGGAGAUCCUGGAGGAGCAAAGGAUAGAGCAGCAGGCCAAACAGGAGUCCGAAAGGCUCAAACUACAAGCUGUCAAGGAGCGAGGCCUGUCUAUUCCUAAAGCAGACACCCUGGACGAUUUUUGAGUCUGUUCAUCAGUCUCUCCAUGUCUGCGUAUAAUAGAGAAUGGUUCCCUUUGGGAUUCAGUUGUAGAACUUUUUUGUUGGGUUUGUGUUUGUGUUGAGGAGUUAUCAGUUGGCAGAUCAAAAUGUGAUUGUGACAGCAUCAUUCCGUCAAAGGACUGGAACUGGAAAAAUAAGGAGACAUCCACUAGAAUUGCCUUUGUUGGUUGUGUAGGUGUAUCUAAUGGCAUUCGAGAAACCUACUAUCAUACAGUAAAUGAUACUUUCAAACACAAUGUUGUAAACUCACUUAUCAGUUUUGUGCCCCAGCCUUUGCUUUAAAUGAAGCUGUAAACCAUCUUUUUGUUGGUAGUAAGAAGUAAUAGCUUGUUACUUAAUGGUCCACCAUCAUUGAGUUUUUUUUUUUUUUUUUUUUUUGUUGGAUGCCCGACACUAUACACUUACAGGAUGUGGACAAAGCAAACUGAAAAGCACUUAGUUUAAACUACUCUAAAAUUAUUGUGAACGUACGGUAAACAAAGAUAUUUCUGUGUUAAUUAUGUUAAAAGCUAGUGGCUUUUAUGUUUCAGCAUCAUGUGUAAGAAAGUGGUGAACUGAACCAUGACAAUAUUUUUCUUCAAUUAAACUUGUUUUGUAUCACUA
Molecule: messenger RNA, 1182 nt
Organism: Alosa alosa (allis shad)
Lineage: Eukaryota; Metazoa; Chordata; Actinopteri; Clupeiformes; Clupeidae
Gene: lsm1
Product: LSM1, U6 small nuclear RNA associated
Exons: 4
Coding region: 142-543 (133 amino acids)
Biological process (GO): deadenylation-dependent decapping of nuclear-transcribed mRNA
Cellular component (GO): P-body; Lsm1-7-Pat1 complex
Molecular function (GO): RNA cap binding
Source: RefSeq, a predicted model, not a curated record